UCAGCGACGUAGAUUCCCGCCCACUCAAGUUCGUCCAGCCUGUAGUGGUGCGCAAAGGUUGUACUGUCUGCAUUGUUGGGGACAUUUAUUCUGUUUGGCUUUUAAAAACGACAACAAAUACCAAGAUGGCCGGCCGGACGAUGCAAGCGGCACGAUGCCCAACAGACGAACUGUCACUGACUAACUGUGCAGUCGUGAGUGACAAAGACCCAAAGUUUGAACUGCAUGUGACAGUCAGAACCACGCCGACCCACAAGUUUGUGUUUACCGUUAGGACCCACCAGAGUGUGGUCCCAGGGACCAUUGCCUUCAGUCUACCCCAGAGAAAAUGGGCCGGCCUGUCCAUUGGUCAGGAGGUAGAAGUGACCAGCUACGUCUUUGACAAGUCCAAGCAGUGUGUGGGCACAAUGACGCUGGAGAUUGACUUCCUGCAGAAGAAGAGCGUGGACAGCAGCCCGUACGACUCAGACAAGAUCGCUGCAGAGUUCAUCCAGCACUUCAACAGCCAGGCCUUCAGUGUGGGCCAGCAGCUGGUUUUCAGUUUCUGUGAUAAACUGUUUAGCCUAAUCAUAAAGGACAUCGAGGCCAUGGACCCAAGUAUCCUUAAGGGAGAAUCAACCACUUCUAAAAAGCACAAGAUUGACAUUGGCUUGUUGCUGGGCAACAGUCAGGUGAUUUUCGAGAAGGCAGAGAGCUCGUCUCUCACCCUCAUUGGCAGGGCGAAGACCAGAGAGUCUCGUCAGUCCAUUAUCAACCCCGACUGGAACUUUGAGCGCAUGGGCAUCGGUGGCCUGGACAAGGAGUUCUCUGACAUCUUCCGCAGGGCCUUCGCCUCCCGCGUCUUCCCACCAGACAUUGUAGAGCAGAUGGGCUGUAAGCACGUGAAGGGCAUCUUGCUGUUUGGGCCUCCCGGCUGUGGCAAGACUCUGAUGGCGCGGCAGAUCGGGAAGAUGCUGAACGCCCGCGAGCCCAAGGUGGUCAACGGCCCGGAGAUCCUCAACAAGUACGUGGGAGAAUCCGAGGCCAACAUCAGGAAACUGUUCGCAGAUGCUGAAGACGAGCAGAAGAGGCUGGGCGCCAACAGCGGGCUGCACAUCAUCAUCUUCGACGAGAUCGACGCCAUCUGUAAGCAGAGAGGCAGCAUGGCGGGCAGCACCGGGGUCCACGACACGGUGGUCAACCAGCUGCUGUCCAAGAUAGACGGAGUGGAGCAGCUCAACAACAUCCUGGUCAUAGGAAUGACCAACAGGCCUGACCUGAUAGACGAGGCUCUACUGAGGCCGGGCAGGCUGGAAGUUAAAAUGGAAAUCGGUUUGCCUGAUGAGAAGGGCCGUGUCCAGAUCCUCAACAUCCACACGGCCAAGAUGCGUCAGUUCAACUUGCUGGGCGGUGAUGUGGACGUCAAAGAGCUGGCCGCCGAGACCAAGAACUACAGCGGAGCUGAGCUUGAGGGUCUGGUCAGAGCUGCCCAGUCCACUGCCAUGAACCGACACAUCAAGGCCAGUACCACGGUGGAGGUGGACGUGGAGAAGGCCGAAACUCUUCAGGUCCACCGAGACGACUUCCUGGCCUCGCUUGAGAACGACAUCAAACCAGCGUUCGGGACCAACGCGGAGGACUACGCCAGCUACAUCAUGAACGGCAUCAUCAGGUGGGGUGACCCGGUUACGGCUGUGCUGGAUGACGGGGAACUCCUGGUGCAGCAGGCUAAGAACAGCGACCGCACGCCGCUCGUGUCCGUGCUCCUGGAGGGACCCCCCAACAGUGGAAAGACCGCCCUGGCUGCUAAGAUCUCAGAGGAUUCCCAGUUCCCCUUUAUAAAGAUCUGCUCGCCGGACAAGAUGAUUGGCCAUUCGGAGAUUGCCAAGUGCCAGGCCAUCAAGAAGAUUUUUGAAGAUGCCUAUAAGUCCCAGCUGAGCUGUGUGGUGGUGGAUGACAUUGAGCGCUUGCUGGACUAUGUCCCAAUUGGUCCGCGGUUCUCAAACCUGGUCCUUCAAGCUCUGUUGGUGCUCCUCAAGAAACCCCCACCGAAGGGCCGAAAGCUGCUCAUCAUCGGCACCACCAGCAGGAAGGAUGUGCUGCAGGAGAUGGAGAUGUUGGACGCCUUCAGUACCACCAUCCACAUCCCCAACAUCUCCAGAGGAGACCAAUUGGUUGAAGCCCUGGAGAUGCUGGGUAGUUUCCAGGAGAAGGAGCGGGCUGCCAUUGCCAAGGCGGUGAAGGGCCAGGCGGUGUGGAUUGGCAUCAAGAAGCUGACGAUGCUCAUCGAGAUGGCAGUGCAGAUGGAUCCUGAAUACAGAGUUAGCAAGUUCCUGACCCUGCUGAAAGAACAGGGAGCUUUGGGUUCUGACAAGCACAUAUCAUUCUAAGCUCAUGGUGGAGCUGAAUUGCCAAGCAGUGGUGGCCUUUUACAUGGCUCAGGACCGGAAUCUGGGUGCGACUAGCAGAGAGAGAGUUCGAGAGCAGAGGAAUUUGAUCUCUUCUGUGCGUCCCCGGGGGUCUCUGUGUGAUUGCUGUACUGCAUGUCUCCAUGGCAACCCUGAUGGACAAGCCUUCUCCUCUUCCCCAUCAACACUAGCUCUCCGUGUGUGUGUGUGUGUGUGUGUGUGUGUGUGUGUGUGUGCGUGAGUGCAUAUUAAGUGACAACAAAGCACUCUUCUUUGAACAAUUAUUAUUUCUUGACACUUCCCUAUUCUGUCCAGGGAAAAGGGUUCUACUGAGACGCACGCAAAGUGCUGUGAUUCGGAGGUUUUAUGUAUAAAAAGCUAAACUAAGUUGGGCGUAUGUUUGUCACCUGGUGGAUGUGAGACAGGAAAGGUGUGUAUGCAGGCAUGUAGAUGUUGACCUGUUGCGGUCGAUGUUACGCCUGUAGAUGUCCAAUCAUUCCAGGAAGUAAUGGGUCCAGGCCCUUCUGUCAUCCCCAUUUACUUUAACCGUAUGAUGUUUAGUGUUUCCCUUCUCUUUAUUUUACGGAGUAUUGUCGGUAAUAAAUAAAAGAUACACUAAUGUUGAUUAGUUACUGGAAGAAAGUUAGACCGUUUAAGAAGUGAACCGCUUCCACACAGGCGCGCACAUGACUGGUGUUACUUUUGAAAUGGUUUCUGUGCCACGCUGUUUUCUUAGCGGACGGUUUCUCCAGCCACACUCUGUCAUGCCAGUGGAUGCCUACGGCAGGAUAAGUGGAGGUUUUAAGAAUAUCGAAGUUAGUCUUUGUGGUCCUUGGGGUCCUUUCUUAGCAUGUCUGUGGUGUGUGUGUGUGUGUGUGUGUGUGUGUGUGUGUGUGUGUGUGUGUGUGUGUGUGUGUGUGUGUGUGUGUGAGCUGCUAUUUAGCCCGGUAGCAAACAGAAACAACGUCUUGUGCCAGCAGAUGUCUGCCUUAACCCGCGCCUUAAAUGAGACAUGGUUCUUCUGCAGCACUACCUUCUUUUGCCUGUCUUUACCCAAGGGCCUUGUCUCCUUGGCUCCUAGUCCUGACACAUAAUAGUCUCAAUAGAAUAAGAUACAAGGAUAUGAUGUCAAUAUUAGACAUAAGAACCCUGGCUUGACACACUGCCAUUUGCAGUAGAUGCAGUAUCUACACUAUGCAGGUGUGUUUCAGAUGAACACAUACAAGUCAUACAAUUUGUAAUAUUGAUGUAUAAUGUAUAUCAACAAGAUGUGUGCAUUUCUUUUUUUUUUUUGCCUUUACCAAUAGUUUGUCCAAAAACCUGUUUGUAUUGAAGUCUUGAAUGCUGUAGGAUAUUUCUUUUUUGUUUUAAUGAAUAAUUGCUAUUGUAAAAUUGCAAUAAAACUUGACACGUGAAACGUUCAUACAGUA
Esox lucius (northern pike) is the source of this 3817-nucleotide messenger RNA. RefSeq names its product vesicle-fusing ATPase. The transcript is spliced from 22 exons. Gene Ontology annotation, cellular component: Golgi stack. Gene Ontology annotation, molecular function: ATP binding; ATP hydrolysis activity. The record is from RefSeq and is a predicted model, not a curated record. Gene Ontology annotation, biological process: SNARE complex disassembly; intra-Golgi vesicle-mediated transport; Golgi to plasma membrane protein transport. Bases 126 to 2369 code for a protein of 747 amino acids. NCBI's taxonomy places the organism in Eukaryota, Metazoa, Chordata, Actinopteri, Esociformes, Esocidae.